Alligator mississippiensis (American alligator) is the source of this 529-nucleotide messenger RNA. RefSeq names its product cytochrome b-c1 complex subunit 10. The transcript is spliced from 3 exons. Gene Ontology annotation, biological process: mitochondrial electron transport, ubiquinol to cytochrome c. Lineage: Eukaryota; Metazoa; Chordata; Crocodylia; Alligatoridae. The record is from RefSeq and is a predicted model, not a curated record. Gene Ontology annotation, cellular component: mitochondrial inner membrane. The coding region runs from base 60 to 230 and encodes 56 amino acids.
CAGGGGUCCUGUGGUUCGGCGCAUGCGCACAGGGGGUGACUUUGAGGCUGCGGGUCAGGAUGCUGGAGAAGCUGGUGGGGCUGCGCUCCGCGCAGCUGCUGCGGAUCUGGACUCCCACAGUGGCCACAUGGGGUGGUGUAUUCUCUGUGGGUGUAAUAUGGAUCACAGACUGGAGGCUGAUCCUUGACUAUGUUCCUUACAUUAAUGGCAAGUUUAAGAAAGAUGAAUAAGUUGCCGUUCUCUCUUGCGGAAGCAUUUUGGGGCUGGAUGGGGAGCAUUGAAGCCAUUUUCUGAGGUUCUACUCUGAUGUGAACUUGAAAUAUCCAGUGCAGGCUUUGAAAGAUGUGGUGAUGUCAUCUUCUCUUUCAAUGAACGGCUGUCACCUGUUGGACGUAUGUGAAUACCUAAACUUCACUUAAGUGUCUGCACAAAUAUAGAACUUGUUGUUUGUUCACUUACAGAGCAGGCCUCAUCCUGAUGGAAUAAACUCAUAAAACAAACUGUACAAAAUAAAAACAACUAUGGUGAA